CCGUCUGGUAAUUAUUCGCGUUUUCCAAGUACAGCCGCGGAUAUUUAUAUAUAUAUCAUAAAGUUAUGUGCAUAAUAAUUGGUCCACCAAAAAGGAAUCCUCUCAAAACGUAACUGGAUUUCGUACCGUGUAAAAAUGGAUGGGGUAUGAUUUUUCCGUAGAUGAUACUUUCAUAAGUUGGUUAUGGUUUGUGUUUACAUUGAAUAAUGUGCGUAAGUGUCGUUUUAUUGUCAAUAUCGAAACUAACUAAUACAAACCCAAUAAACUACAACGUGUUUCGGUUGAACGCCACUGGAUAAGCCGACUUUAACGAUGCAGUACCAUGUCCAGUAGUGUGGGAAAAGCGCGGGUUACUGAUUCGGGUCUCUCAGUCAGGUACACCCCGUGCGACAACCGCAUCGCUGAGUCGGACUCCAUUGAGUACCGACCGAGCGAUGUUAACGGUGAUAACACUGAUGAAGAUAUUGAUGAAAUUUCCGUAAUCGACGAGAAGCCGGAAGAAGGCCAUGGUAGCGCAAGUGACGAGAGUCACUCAGACGAGGAGGGCAUUGAAAAAGAGUGUCAUGAGAAUCCGGAUGUUCAAAGCGAGAAGACGGACACGGAGCUUAAUGGACCCAAAACGCUUCCCGGUUCAGUCCUAAGCGUCGCCUCCUCACCAAACGACAAAACUAAACUGAUAGGCGAGCGUUUAAGUUCGCGGACGACGCUGUCGUCUCCCAUAAACUCAAACCGAUACACUGACCCAAAGUCAUACAGAUCUCGAACGACCUCCCGACAGAGCAUCUUUGAACUGGUACGUGUCCGGACCUCAAGGAAGCCUUCUCGGGACGACCAUUUUAAUCUUAUGAAAAAGGUUCGCUCAAACGAAACCGUCGCGUCUAAGGAGGUACGUAAACAGCGCCGAAAAGAUAUCGCCACGAGGUUUGGGAAGAAGAGCAUCCGUUCUGAUACCCGGUUUGAUAACGCCCCAACCGUCUCCGAGUCCGAUGGCUGUAACUGGACGUUUGUAUUCGACCCUUCCGGUCGCCUUAGCUACUGGUGGUCUUCGGUCGUCAGUAUCGCAUUCAUAUACAAUUUCUGGGUGAUAAUCUACCGUUUUGCGUUCCAGGAAAUAAGCUCACACAAUAUUUCCAUAUGGUUCACGCUUGACUAUUUGGCUGACUUCAUAUACAUUCUUGAUAUCGCUUUUCAUUUCCGCACGGGAUACCUCGAAGACGGUGUUUUACAGACAGACGCCACUAAAUUGCGUUUACAUUACAUGAAUACAACCAAUUUCUAUGUUGAUUGUCUAUGUUUAUUGCCAUUAGAUUUCUUAUAUUUGUCUAUAGGAUUUUGCUCAAUUUUACGUUGUUCAAGAUUAGUCAAAGUCUACCGGUUUUGGAUGUUCCUAGAUCGUACCGAGCGGCACACAAAUUACCCAAAUGUUAUACGGACGACCACACUCAUGCAUUACCUUCUGGCACUGUUUCACUGGAACGCCUGUCUGUACUACAUUAUCGCGAACAGGUUGGGUAAAUCUUCGACAACGUGGGAAUUUCCGAAAGACAACGGUGACGUCAUGAGGCAAUACCUGCACGCCCUCUACUGGAGCACUCUUACCCUUACAACCGUUGGGAAUUUACCGAGACCCAAAACGAACGGUGAUUACGUGUUUACAAUAUUUGAAAUGGUGUUCGGAUUACUUUUGUUCGCAACCGUGCUGGGUCACAUAUCCAACAUCGUGUCCUGCAUCAGUGCGGCCCGCAAGGACUUUCAAGCAAAACUCGACAAUGUCAAGACCUACAUGUCCUUGCGACGGGUCCCCUUGAGGCUACAAGACCGUGUCAUCAAGUGGUUCGACUACCUCUGGAUGUGCAACAAGUCCACCGAUGAGGAAAAGACGCUAAGCCUUCUGCCGGACAAGCUCAAAGCCGAGAUAGCCAUCCACGUCCAUCUUGAUACGCUGAAACGCGUAGAGAUAUUCCAGCAGACCGAAGCCGGGUUUUUGUGCGAACUGGUGCUAAAACUAGACCCCGUCCUUUUCUCGCCCGGUGAUUACAUUUGCAGGAAAGGCGAAGUUGGCAAGGAGAUGUACAUAGUGAACAGGGGCCGCCUCCACGUCGUUGGAGACAACGGAAAGACGGUCCUAGCGACUCUUAAACCGGGCAGCUACUUCGGAGAAAUAAGCAUCCUAAAUAUGGGGACUUCUGGAAAUCGACGAACAGCUUCUGUUCGCUCCGUGGGCUAUUCAGAUCUUUUCCGAUUGUCAAAGCAGGACCUCUGGGACGUGCUGAAGGAAUAUCCCGCGGCGCGCGUAAAACUUGAGGCAAUUGCGGUAAUGCGUCUUAAGAAAACGGAGAAGAAACCAAUAGAAACCGUUGACCUCAAGCGCAGCAAGAGUACGCCAGGACUGGUAGAAUCAACAGGUAAAACACCACUUAAUUGCACGUUCAUGACCAGACACCACACUCUCCCAUCUGGGAUGCCAACCCUUAGUGCUUCCAUGGAACUUCCUCAAACAACGUCAGGUGUCGUCGAGACGUCUGACAAUAAUGACGUCACAAAAUUAAACUCGGAUACAACCGGUCUUAUCGCACAAACUGUCAACACAGAAACAGACCGUCAGAGUCUGGCGCAAGAUGCACAAAUGCAAGAAACGCAAAUUCGAACUGUGUCGAGUGUCACUUCCUUCUUAACUGGGUCACCCGUAGUUCGUUCGCCGGUAACGAUGGACGGGCAAGCGCCGAUGUUCCAUUUUAGCCCGCCAAUAACGCCAGGGGCCCCGACUCAGUUUCCGGGUCAGUAUCAACAAGUGCCACAACAUGGCCUAACAAACGUGUGCGGCCCUUUUGUGACAACGUUUGGUGACUAUAUACAACGUGACUCUACGCUCGACACGGGACCAAGAUUUCCGGCUCAAUAUCAACACAUGCAUUAUCCGUACACCCCAUUUGUUGCUAACAUUCCAACUAGCAGCUCAUCACACCAGCAAUUAUUUUUAUCGCCACAGUUUUGUUCCUCGCCAAGUUUUUCAAUACCUUCUACGUCGCCACACAAUGCACCUAACGCGUCAAGAAAAGGAUCAUUCAACCCCAACCAAUCAAAUUCAACGUCAAAUUUGCAACGUGGCUCCGUUCAGCCAAUGACCAACAGUAACGGUUCGGUGUCCACCAGUCAGAAUACGUAUUCCGAUGCUUCCCGUGAUACCUUAGUGUCGGAAAUAACGAACCUCAUGGAGCGCUUAAAAUCCGUAGAGUCUGAGAACGCCAUGAUGGCGGCAAAACUCAACCAACAACAGUGGCAACUGGAGCACAGAUUGUCAGAGCUUGAAAUGCAGAUGACGUGCACUAGUGACCUUGCUAGCACGGGCAGCACGGACGAUCGCUCAAACCCGUUCGAGCAUAUCAGCAGGGAGUCAAUGAUCUGAGUAGAGAGUCGGUGAUUUAAAUACUGAUUCAAUAAUUUAAGUAGAGAGUCAAGACGGGCUUAUAUUAUAUAUAUUUAUUAUUUUGAUUGAGUCAAUGGUUUGAGUUGUGAUUUUGUGGUUCUGUAGAGAACCAACAAUUAAGUAGAUUCACAACGUUUGUAGAAUGCCGAUGAUUUGAUUAGAAAUUCGAUAUAUUGUGAGAGAAAGUCGUGUAAUGUAAACGUUGACAAUUAUAGUAUAUGGAUCAUGCAUAAAAACACUAGACAAAGGGCGAUAAUUGCGACAAUGUUUACGCCAUAUAAACGCGUAUGGCAAUAAUCCAUUAUGGUAACACGUAUAAGAUUAUUAACCAAUUGAAGGCAGUUUUUUAUGUUCCCCAAUCUGUACUUUUGUAAUAUUGAAGAUAGCAACUUGAUAUUCGGCAUGUCACUUCUUUAUAUUAUAUUAUAAUGCAUAUAUAUCUCAUGAAGCCGCACAUUUUGAGUGGUGAAAGGUUAAGGUCAUCCUUCAAGGUCAAAUAUAUGGGGGAAUAUUGUGUUUCACAAACACAUCUUGUUUAUAUUGUGUUUAUAUUAACUACUUCUUGGAGCAAUACAUGACCUGAACAACUGUUUAUUUAACACUUAAGUGGCUAUCGUGUUUGUUAGCUGAAUAUAAUAUCAACAUUUAGAGAGCGAGCUUUUCUUACAGUUGUAAAAUUUUGACUAUUUUUAUAAAUUAGUUUCAGAUACGAUUGUCCUUUUUAUAGCUCAACAUAUGUGAAGAGCUUUGCUGCACGUUGAUAUUCUUAACCAAACCGGUUUUAACAAUGUUUGGUUAUUCCCCGAAUCUGUGAACUCUAAUCAAUUUAUGCCGUAACUUAAAAACAGAUUACGAGACCAGUAUAUCACUAACUGGAGCGUAAGUGUCACAUCAUCUAGUUCAAUGAUUUUAUAUAAGGAAUUAAAACCAGUAUUCGAAAGAUCGGCUUAUAUUGAUAUUGUUGAAAAUAAAAAACAUAGGAACAUUAUAGCUAAAUUACGUUUGUCAUCUCACAAAUUAUUUAUUGAAACGGGAAGACACCAGAACUUGAUAGAGAUCAACGUAAAUGUGUUUCUCGCAACCUUAAUGAUAUUAAGGAUGAAUACCACUUUGUUCUUACAUGUCCUUACUAUGCCGAUGUUAGGAAAACAUUAAUUCCAAAGUAUUACAGAUGUCGCCCAAAUAUGUUUAACUUUAUCGAAUUACUUAAUAGUUCAAAGAAAAAUGUGUUAAGAAAAUUAGCCAUGUCUUGUUUAAAAGGUUUUGAAAUGCGAGAACAUGUCUUAUAUAUGUGAACAUGUUUCAUUGUAGUAUAUUUUAUUUACUUGAUUGUAUUUGUAAUUCAUAGAUGCACUUUGACUAUGCUGUGUUUACUUGUUUGUCAAUGGUCAAUGGCGUUUUGCCGAUUUUUCCAACAAAAAGCUUGAAACUUUAAAUAUAUUAUAUAUCUUUCAUAAAGCCACUUAGCGUAUAAUAAUGUAAUACGUGCUGCAAGCAUUAGACAACGUUUUUACAGUAUGUGGUCACCCAGUAUUAACCUCUUCCAUGUGACAUUCUCACUUAAACAUGUUGUAUUUCAUUCUUUUUUUAAUCGAUCUUCCUUCGAAUGAUGUAUAUUUUGUAUUUAAUUGUAACGCAUGCUGUUAUUGUAUAUGUAUGUUACCGACGAUGAGCUGUAUAUGCUAAAGUCAAAUAAACUAUUCUGUUCUGUUCUGUUCUGUUGAAUGUUUGUUACAGCUUACUAUUGCUCCAAUGAAAUAAGUUAAAGUUUAAACAAAAGAUCCGGGUCCACAUGUUAUAGAAAUAAAAACUUGUUAAUUUGUUGUGUUUAAUGUAUUGAUCACGGCUCAUUUAUUUGAAAUAACAUUUAAAAUAUAUGA
Dreissena polymorpha is the source of this 5307-nucleotide messenger RNA. Its product is annotated as cGMP-gated cation channel alpha-1-like. Lineage: Eukaryota; Metazoa; Mollusca; Bivalvia; Myida; Dreissenidae. Gene Ontology annotation, molecular function: intracellularly cAMP-activated cation channel activity; intracellularly cGMP-activated cation channel activity; cGMP binding. Gene Ontology annotation, biological process: potassium ion transport; monoatomic cation transmembrane transport. The coding region runs from base 323 to 3406 and encodes 1027 amino acids. The transcript has 4 exons. The record is from RefSeq and is a predicted model, not a curated record. Gene Ontology annotation, cellular component: plasma membrane; intracellular cyclic nucleotide activated cation channel complex.